AAUGCCACUGCCGAAGCAAAGAAAAAGAUCCCAGAAAUAUCAAGAGUAGCGUUGAAGACGGAACAGGUUAUUACGACAACACAUUUGAUGAGUAAGGCAGAAGUCGCCGAAUCGAAGAAGAUUUUGGAGCAAUUCGAAAAACGGGAAAAGCAUGCACGAGAACGGGCAGCUGCGGAGAAUGAUCUUGAGGGUUAUGCGUUCGAGGUCAGCCAAAUGCUGGAAAACGAAAACUUUGUGCUGCAUUCAACAGAAGAGGAGAGAAAUAAGAUUGGUGAAGAGACGAAACGCAUUCGAACAUGGCUUGAAGAUGAUACAACACCAGACACGAAGACCGCAGAAUUCACCAAAAAUCAUGUGACUCUCAAAGCACUUGUGCGGCCAGUGCUGAGGAGAGUUGAAGAGGCAAAGACUCUACCAGAGGCGAUAAAGAAUCUGGAAUCUAUCCUGAAUUCGUCCAGAAUUAUGGCAAAUAUGGGUGGAGAUGACGAGAAGUCAUUAUUCAAUAAGUCGGAUUCGGAUGCAUUUGCCAAGAAGCUAGAUAGAUUGGAAACCUGGUUCAAGGAAAAGAAGGAAGAACAAGCAAAACGAAAACCUAAUGAGGAUCCAGCGCUUCUGACUAGUGAAGUGGCUGCUAAGGUAAGCAUCUGGUGA
Cylicostephanus goldi is the source of this 651-nucleotide messenger RNA. NCBI's taxonomy places the organism in Eukaryota, Metazoa, Nematoda, Chromadorea, Rhabditida, Strongylidae. The record is from the annotation of a GenBank genome assembly.